Molecule: messenger RNA, 2389 nt
Organism: Phymastichus coffea
Lineage: Eukaryota; Metazoa; Arthropoda; Insecta; Hymenoptera; Eulophidae
Product: acyl-CoA Delta-9 desaturase-like
Exons: 7
Coding region: 989-2035 (348 amino acids)
Biological process (GO): unsaturated fatty acid biosynthetic process
Cellular component (GO): endoplasmic reticulum membrane
Molecular function (GO): stearoyl-CoA 9-desaturase activity; iron ion binding
Source: RefSeq, a predicted model, not a curated record
ACGUUUGAACGUUUAAUUUAAUCGCAUCUUCCUUUUCUUUGUUCUCGGCGUAACCAGUAAUCUUUACAGUACAAACGUUGAUUUGAGAACUGAAAUGGUGACUGCUUGACAGGCGAGUCGGCCGGCGUUAUUUUGACUUUGGACCACGCGCCGCGGAUCAAUCGCCCAUCUCGAUUCCAUCGAAUUGUCAACCCAUGGAAGUCACUUGCUGCAAGUUCAAGGCCGAAAGGCUGAUCGAGGUUGUGCGCCUCUCGCGCGUGUCCUCCUUCUUCAUGUAUAGUCCAGUGCAGUCGAACACGUGUUCGCCAGAUAGUCUCGUCGCUCCGCUUCCCUCUCCCUUGCGCUCAUUCAUGCCGCUGUCUGUCCGAACCGAAACGCUAAAGCCGUAGAUGAAGUCAUGUGGGCGUGGGAGUCGAUGCGGCCUCGUUAAAAUCGGGGAAAAAAGAAGAAGUCCGCCGUAGUUAAGAGGCACCGGUGCUCCGAGGACGAUUACGCGGCGCGUGUGGCUGUGCGCGCGAUUUAUCUUGCCGAAGCCUCGCGAAUCCCCGUGCGAAGCUCAGUAUAGUCAAAACGCCAAAGGACAGUCGGUAUCGCUGGUUCUCGGUCUAAACACAAACGGCCGAUAUGUCGCGAUGUAGCAGUUGAAGCUCGGGCCUCGCUAGACAGGCACUGCUACAGUUACGGUCGCCUUGCGCAACGGAGAUUAGUCGGAGACGUGCGGUUCGGCGCCAAAGCCUCGCAAGAACAAGCGACAUCAGGUGAUAAGCGCCUUUUGACACACACGCUCGCGGCUCUUAGACCAAAACUCGCACGCCGCUAACUAUUUUAGUCGUGUGACAUGGCUGCCGCCACUCUGCAUUGAUCCAUCACGCCUUCGUAGCAUUAAUUUGAGUGUUAUUCCGGAGAGCACUGGCCUCUCCUCCACAUUUGUAAACACGCUGCCAACGGAUGUUUCCUUACUCGAGAGCUUUGAACAAUCUUCCGAAAAAUGGACCAGACAAGCUGUGCUACCGGUGUACUUUACGAGAAUGACGAAGUCGAUGGCAAACUGGCGUGUCCGUCCAAGAAAGACAAAGCAACUAUCAAAAAUAAUUGCAAAAUCAGAUUAGUGUGGAGAAAUAUUUUAGGUCUUAUCGCUCUUCACCUUGGAGGUUUAUUAGGUCUUUAUCUGGCAAUAGCAUCGGCAAAAAUUGCUACUAAUCUAUUUGCAAUUUUUCUUUUCCUAGCUACUGCUAUAGCAACUACAGCCGGGCCACACAGACUUUGGUCUCAUCGAUCUUACAAAGCUAAAUGGCCACUUCGAUUACUUUUAGUAAUCUUGCAAUCUGCGGCUUUUCAGGGACACGUUAUCCAUUGGUCAAGAGACCACAGAGUCCACCACAAAUACAGUGACACGAAUGCCGAUCCACAUAACGCGAAGAGAGGGUACUUUUUCGCACACGUCGGCUGGCUGCUCGUCCGCAAGAAUAACGAAGUCAAAGAGAAAGGCAAAGGCAUCGAUCUAAGCGAUUUGUAUGGCGAUCCAUUACUUCGCUUCCAAAAGAAAUACUAUGUGAUAUUGAUGGUGUUGACGUGCUUCGUCAUUCCGACCGUAAUUCCAGUGUAUUAUUGGCACGAGAACUGGGCGAAUGCUCUGUUUGUCACGGCUUUUUUACGUUAUAUAUGCGUGCUUCACGUUAGCUUUCUCGUGAAUUCCGCUGCACAUUUUCAUGGCUACAAACCUUACGACAGGAAUAUCAAGCCCGUGCAAAAUUUAAGCGUUGCAAUCUUGGCAGUAGGAGAAGGCUGGCAUAAUUAUCACCACACCUUUCCGUGGGACUACAAGACAUCCGAGUUGGGCAAUUACUGUUUCAAUUUGACGAAUGCUUUUAUCGAUUUCUUUGCAUGGAUAGGCUGGGCCUACGAUUUGAAAACCGUCUCGACGGAAAUCAUCAAGAAUCGAGUCCAAAGAACUGGCGACGGUACUCACGAACUCUGGGGUUGGGGCGAUAAGGACAUCACGAAGGAAGAUAAAGAUGCUACUAUCGUUACUUAAAAGAGUAAAUAUACUCACGUAUAUUUACAAUCGGAAAUUUUAAUCAAAUAUCUUUUCUUCGCGAUAGUUUAUGUUGGAUAAUGCUGUAAUUCAACUAUAUUAAAAGGAAUCUUUAGAUUGUUUCGUUUCAUCGAUGUACCUACUGUUUUAUUAUUAUUUUAUUUAAUCUUAUGAAGGAUUUUUGAGCUUUCAUUUUUAAUUAAUAAUUAUUGCUCGAUUUAACUAUUUACACUUAAGGAUAGACCGUUGAGUAUAUUUAGAAAAGAGAAUAAAAGUCUUGCAUCGAUAAUAGAUUUAUAAAAAAUAUUUUUACUUGGACAAACAUGUAUCAAACUUGUUGCCAAAAUAUAAAUG